UUGGCCUGCUGUGUUCAUCCAGCCCUGCACCUUGUUAUCUUAGGUACGGAGAUACCUGGGCGCAGAAUCUUGGGCAAACCAGAAAAAUAAAGAAAACAAAGUUAAGUUGAACAUUGCAGUCCUUCUUAGUAAAACGUAGAAAAAACAGCUAAUAAUUCAACGUCACAGUCCGUAAGCGCCUGACCAUGCUGAGCUCGUACUCCAUUUUAAGACGCAGUCCCUUCUUGUUUUUUCUGAAUCUAUUCCCGUUUCUCUUUCUAUUCCCAUUUCCAUUGUGGCUUCUUCCGUUGUCACUUCCCCAGUCGCUGGGGCUGUAUUUUGAUUUGUCUCUGUUUUGUCAUCUUGAAUCUGUUGCAACUUGUGGUUGAAGCUGAGACAUUUACCAGAAAUUCCAGAGUCCUAUGGCAUGGGAACAGAUGUUUCUGCCCAACUUCCUCUGGCACCUUGUUUUGCACCACCCUCUGUGUGCAAAAGUUGACCCUCAAGUCUGUUUUAAAUUUUUUCCCUUUCACCUUAUCUAUGCCCCUCAUGAUUUUAUAAACCUCUAUCAGGUUUUCCCUCAGUCCCCGCAGUGCUCCGGGGGAGAAAAAAAAUCCCAGCCAAUCCUCAGUGUGGAUGGAGCUGGAGGAAAGUCGAAGUUUUGGGUCAGAAGAAGGAUCUGUUGUCUCUGACUGCAGCAUCUGCAGUUCUUGUUAUCUCCAGCCUAUCCUUAUAACUCAAACCUUCCAGUCUUGAUAACAUCCUUGUUAAUCUUUUGUGCACCCUUCCCAGUUUAAUAACAUCCUUGAACCCUUCCACUGCCAAAGUUACCUAUCCACAUGCAGACAAUCUCCCUGUUACAAUUACUUCCAGUUUCAGUGUUAAUGCCAGUCACAUGGAAAGGAUUUUUUCUUUAGACAAGUGUUAAUGCUCAUGAUCUGGUUAGUCCUAAGCCAAAUUUACAUCAGACACCGAGAUCACUAACCUUAGUAUUCUGCCCUUUUGAUUGAGUUAAUAAAUCCUGCUAUUUCCCGAGUGUAAUUUCCUCCCUGUUCCUGUUUUUUUUUAGUUUAUUCACUUGCGAGGUGGGUGUUGCUAUUGGGUUAACAUUUAUUCCUAAUACCUUGUUCAUUUUGCCCAUGAACAUGCCCACUGGAUUAUUUCCAGUUCCUCUUUAUGCAAAUUCUUCAACUGUCAGCAGUAAGAAAUAACACCCUGUUACCUGCAAGGCAAUGCAAUCCAUGUGAUUAUCCCUCCCUUUUCGUUCUAUCCUGUCUUUACACCAACUGUGACCUUGCACAAUGGUCAAAUCAGUGAGAAUUAAGAUAUAAAAAUUAGUUGCAUCUGGAAAUUGGACUUAUGGGGAUUUCUGAUAUUCUAAAUAUAUUGCAAAACAAUAAAUGCUGUGCUUUUGGUAAAUCUGAUUAUAGAUACAGAUUAGAGUGGUGGUGCUAAAUGUUUAUACUUUUGCAGUGUUCUUCAAUCAGAUGCUGAGAAAAUUAAGAAUGUAAUAAGUAUAUUCAAACAGAAACACCAACCAGAUAAUGCCUUAGUAAACAUGCAGGACAGUAGACGCCAAAGAAAUCGCAUCUAACUCUGUUUUACAUGUUACCGUGAGCAGCAAGCUCUGAUACAGUGCAUGGGCUGCCAUCCAUGGAACAGCGCGCAAGAUUAGAGUCUGGAGCAGAGAUGGGUGCAGGGGAGGUAGUCUUGGUACUUCGCUUGGAGCAGCUGACUGCCGAGCCAACACCACUAUGGCUGAAAGUUCAGACAGAGGAAAGAAUCCCGCAACUUCGAAAAGAAUGGCAAUGGACGUAGACCCACACUCUACAAUCACUGAGUUCUUGACAAAGCAUGAGGAUUACCAGCUGAUGCAGUUAAUGAAAUUCUUUUGGGACAGACUAGAACAAGCAGUUGAAGAGAGUGCACAGAAAUUGAGCCACAGAUUGAUGCAGGAGAACCAUUUCACUGAACAAGAGCAUUACGUUCUGAUCCGUUUGAUUACAUAAACAUUGCAUAAAGCCGAUCUCAUGUAACCAGUCACCUAAAAAGAUUUGAAAGCAAUAACUUGGGAGAUUCUGGAAUGAAAGUGCUAGCUGAGGCUCUGAGAGAACCCAACGGUAAAAUACAUGAAUUAUGGCUGGAUAAUAAUAAUCUCACGGAUUCUUGUGUCAUCGAUCUUGUCUCUGCUCUCUGUACAAACCGAUCAUUAACUGUAUUGGACUUGGGUAACAAUAAACUGAGAGAUUCAGGGGUGAACCUGUUGUCUGAAGCUCUAAAGAACCUGGAAUGUAAAAUACAGAAACUGUGGCUGGAUCGUCUUGAAAUCACACAUUCUUCUGCUCGUCAUCUCUGCUCUGCUCUCAGUACAAACCGGUCGCUGAGGGAUCUGAAUCUGAGUAAUAAUGAACUGGGAAAUUCAGGAGUGAAUCUACUGUCUACGGCAUUGAGGAAUCCAGGCUGUAAAAUACAGAAACUGGUUCUAGAUCAAAUUGGUUUCACGGCUUCUUGUGCCAGGGAGCUUGCCUUAAAUCUGAGCUCAAGUCAGUCACUGAGAGUUCUGAAACUGAAUUUCAAUCAUCUGGCAGAUUCACGAAUGAAACUAUCAUCUGUGGCUCUGAAAAAUGAAAAUUGCAAAAUGCAGACACUAGAACUGGCUUCUGUUGGUCUCACAGAUUCUUGUGUCAAUGAUUUCGCCUCUGCUGUGAGUGCAAACCAGCCACUGAUUGGUCCAAACCUGAGUUUAAACUUCUUCACAGAUAAAUCUGUCCCUGCUCUACACCAACUCAUAAAGAACUAUCAGAGUCUCAAAUGGAUUCGACUCUGGUGCAAUAGGUUCAGUUUCAAUGGAGAGAUUCAACUAAGGAAGCUACACAAGAUCAGAUCCAAUCUGAGUGUGGAAGUGUGAUUCGGACAAAUUUCUGUGGCUAGUGGGACUCGAACCGAUGGACUUUAUGUUCCAGAGUUAGGAACAUUACCACUAAACCCUCAGAUUUACAUUUACAAGUCUUUUGAAUUAAACUGUUCAGCUAUUUUAUGACAAACCUCCAGGGAACGUGAUCUCUAACCCAGACUUUCUCACCUGGAGGCAGGGGUACCACCACUGCACAAUAAGACCCCUCACAUUUCCAUUAAUAAACAUUGCUCUUUUCAUUGUACAGGCGUUCUGUGUCCAUCCCCAACAACCACCUAUGCUCCAGGUUGAAAUCCUAUUGACCAUUUCUCUGUUCCCAGCUCAAGCUGAGUGAGGGUCACCUCCCGUUGAGUGGACAGAGGCCCAGCCACAGGAUCACGAGACUCAGGGACCUGACCCCACAGUACUGCUUCAGGGUAUCCAAGUGGAGACCUACACAGACUGGAAGGAGCCAGUGUGGGGCUCAGUGUGCGCAAUGUGGGACACUGACAAUUAUGCUCGGCCUCCCAGCCCCACAGCACUACUUCUGAAGAAUAUCUGGGUCUCAAUGAUCCCCGGAGACAUACACAUUGUGACGACGCUGUGGCUUUAAGAGUUGUAUUUUGUUCUGGUUUCUUUUAAGAGAGAGAUUGAACAAGGGUGGCAGAGCAGUCUGUGGUAAUGUAAACAGCUUUGUGAGGCCUUGGGUUUUUUUUUUAAAGUUGAAAUAAUAGAAGCACUCUGGAUGGAUGUAUUCAGCUCUCAUAGACUAGGAUUUCUAGUUUUUUGAUUUGGCAGAAGCUGCUGGAGUCUUGACAAAGUAGAAGUUAUUUUUCCCUCUCUAGAUUACAGCCAAAAGCUGGGGGUUCUCUUCCUAGGCUGCUGGAUUGUAUGUGAGACAAAAUCUGUUUUCUGAAUUUGCCUUUCUGCUAAGGGGUGUUUAUGAGAUCUUGCUAUAUUGGAAAUGCUACUGUUUAUUAGUAAAAUAAUCUAUUAUUCUGUUAAGUUUUUCAAUAAAGUUAUUCCAAGUUCCUCUUUC
Messenger RNA from Rhincodon typus (whale shark), 3911 nucleotides. Its product is annotated as NACHT, LRR and PYD domains-containing protein 3-like. Gene Ontology annotation, biological process: positive regulation of inflammatory response. Gene Ontology annotation, cellular component: cytoplasm. The record is from RefSeq and is a predicted model, not a curated record. Bases 2063 to 2887 code for a protein of 274 amino acids. Gene Ontology annotation, molecular function: protein binding. Lineage: Eukaryota; Metazoa; Chordata; Chondrichthyes; Orectolobiformes; Rhincodontidae. The transcript is spliced from 10 exons.